This is a messenger RNA of Asparagus officinalis (garden asparagus), 1472 nucleotides long. RefSeq names its product 5'-3' exonuclease. Gene Ontology annotation, molecular function: 5'-flap endonuclease activity; DNA binding. Bases 68 to 1009 code for a protein of 313 amino acids. The transcript is spliced from 7 exons. Gene Ontology annotation, biological process: DNA replication, Okazaki fragment processing. Lineage: Eukaryota; Viridiplantae; Streptophyta; Magnoliopsida; Asparagales; Asparagaceae. The record is from RefSeq and is a predicted model, not a curated record.
CCUGGGUAGAAGCGAAGAAGCCAACAGCCGCUUCCAUUGUUUGUGAGAGUGAAAGCAUCGGAACGAGAUGAUGCUGGGAGCGUUAUCAGCAAAACCCUCCCUUUCUCCAAACCCCAAUCCCUCCUCCUCUCAUCGCCAUUCCAUCAAACACCCCGCGAGCAAACAUCGCCGAGUAUUUUUCCUCGACGUCAACCCCAUCUGCUACAGUGGGCCCCACCCCAGCCUCCCCUCCUUUGCCCGCUGGCUCUCCCUCUUCUUCUCCGACGUCUCCCUCGUCGACCCCGUCAUCGCCGUUUUGGAUGGGGAACGAGGGAAUGAGUACAGGAGGAAGCUGCUGCCUUCGUAUAAAGCGCACCGGAGGAAGAAGGUGGAGGGCUUGAGGCAGUCGAGCGAAUCGAGGCUCGAGGUCGUCGGAGUUCUUCGCGAGUGCAAUGUGCCGGUAAUUAAAGUCGAUGGAUAUGAGGCAGAUGAUGUGGUGGCUACUCUUACAAAUCAAGUUUUACAAAUGGGAUUCCAAGUUGUCAUUGGCUCACCAGACAAAGAUUUCAAGCAGCUUAUAUCAGAAGAUGUGCAACUUGUUAUGCCCAUGCCUGAACUUGGGCGGUGGUCAUUUUAUACUUUGCGACAUUACAUUGCCCAAUACAACUGUGAUCCAAGCUCAGAUCUCAGUCUCCGGUGCCUCAUGGGCGAUGAAGUUGAUGGUGUUCCUGGACUUCAGCACUUGGCUCCUGGAUUUGGUCGUAAGACAGCAAUGAAGCUCUUAAAAAAGCAUGGUUCUCUAGAAAACUUGCUCAAUGCAGCUGCUGUCAGAACAGUGGGCAAACCCUAUGCACAGGAUGCUCUCACCAAAUAUGCUGAUUAUUUGCGGAAAAACUAUGAGGUGCUUAGUCUGAGGAGGGAUGCUAAUGUUCAUCUUGAGGAAGAAUGGUUAUCAGCAAGGGACGCAUGCAACGACUCUGCUGUAUUGUCGAGUUUUAUGAAGAAGUUGUAUGAACGCCAGAAGCUAUAAAGCAGUCAAUGGAGAAGCUGUUGAAAGAAGAGUGCCAUAGAGAGCUUUAAUCGUUUAUAUGGAGAAGGCAAAUGUUCGAGCGAGUAUCUCAAACCAGUCACUAUCUCUUUUGCCGAUGACAAUAUCGCCAAUUUUGCAAAAAUGAUAUAACACACCGCUGGCCUAGCUAACCUUCUGAAGUGCAAUCCAAAGGCUGUUAGUUCCUUGCAGAAAAUAUGUACCCCAGAGGCUGGCUCUUGCUAUGUUUUUAUUUGACAGUGGGUGUAAAAAAGCUUCUUGUGCACAUAAUUUUAUAUCAACUGAUGCCAGUAGUAAAAUUUUUUGGAUAGAACAUAAAAUAUCAUGUUUGCAUAAUGCAUGCUAAUUUAUUUUUCUGGAAAGUUUGAAGUAUACGGUAAAAAACUUCCCUUCAUCUGAGAGAUUUCCAAGCCCUACAUUUUGUGAUCUAAGCAUCUAACGUGUU